Micropterus salmoides (largemouth bass) is the source of this 1155-nucleotide messenger RNA. RefSeq names its product natterin-3-like. Bases 31 to 1155 code for a protein of 374 amino acids. The record is from RefSeq and is a predicted model, not a curated record. Lineage: Eukaryota; Metazoa; Chordata; Actinopteri; Centrarchiformes; Centrarchidae. The transcript has a single exon.
UCCCUGUUUAGCGUUUCAUAACUAAAUUUGAUGAUUGUUCUUUUCUUUCUCCUUUCUUUUCAUACAGUUCCCUUGCUGAACCCAGAUCUAGGGAACAGGUUUCCUCAAAUCACUGCCAACGGAUCAGGAUUGGCUCUUCUGACUUCUGCUGAAUUUGAAAAGAGGCUGGGUCGAUCUUCCUCCUUCAUGUUUGGUGUCUCCAAUCUUCAGUGGCAGACUUCAUAUGGCUCUCUCCCCAAUGGAGCCGUUUCAAUCUACAACACCAAUGCUGGAGGACGCAGAGACUACAUUUGCAAAUAUGGGUGCUCAUCCGGCUUCUACAGCUCCAGCAAGGGUGGUCGCUGCCACUACACGCUUUCAGGGCGAGAGUAUCUUGGUUACCCAUUUGAGAUCCUGGUGAACAAAGACAACUAUGAGUUACUGGAAUGGAAGGAUGGCUCUUGGGGUUCAGUGCCACAGAAUUCAGUCCAGAACUGCUACAAUGGUGACAUAUAUGUUGGAAAGAACAAGUAUGGUCUUGGGAAGGUGCACGUUAAACAUAAGGCGUUCUUUCUUCCCUGGAAAGGUAAAGAGUAUUGGUACAAGAACUACCAGGUCCUGACCUUUGAAAAAGGCAUAUCCAGCGAGAAAAUUUAUGAUGUCCAGUACAAGACUGAUGGAGUUAAAAUCAUUGCGCAGCCUCCUGAGAUCAUACGUAAGUCCUUCAUCACCAACAAUGAAUGCAGCCCUGUUGUGAAAUCACUUGCCCUCUCAGAAAUGUAUCAGGUGGAGAAAAGGUGGGACACCAGCACUGCCAUCACUUCUGGUGUCAGUGGUAGCAUCACUGCUGAAAUCCCAUUCAUCGGCUCAGCAGGCAUUCAACUCAGUACUGAAACAACAAAGCAAUUAUCCCGUGGAAACACCGUGGUGGUGUCGAAAACCUAUUCUGUCUCUGUGGAGCAAACUGUCCCACCAAACCACUUCUGUGGCGUCAGUAUGGUUGGAUUUAAGUACAAGGCAAACAUCCCCUUCACAGCCCGCCUCGGACGCACUUACAGAAAUGGGGCGACCAGAUGGACAUCCAUCACUGGGACGUACAGUGGUGUCGAUGUUGGAGAAGUCCGGUCUGUUGUGGAUCGCUGUGAACCUGUACCCAAUGCUAAGCCUUGCUCCUGA